Messenger RNA from Clonostachys rhizophaga, 1941 nucleotides. The record is from the annotation of a GenBank genome assembly. NCBI's taxonomy places the organism in Eukaryota, Fungi, Ascomycota, Sordariomycetes, Hypocreales, Bionectriaceae.
AUGCUUCAUCCUACCAUGAGGCGGUUCUCUACCGCUGUGACCAUCACAGAUCCCUUGGUCAAGUAUCAAACAGCAGUGUCCAUGGGACUGUACUCGCCAGAUCCCGCUCAGCAUCGGCUAGCCCAUCAUUUACAGAAGCUGUACCGCCGGAUCAAAGACUAUCGUCCGCAGUCAGAGUAUCGCGAGCGGCUCAAUCAGGUCGCACGAUUGACCGACCCUAAGCCACCGCCAGACGCUGACACGUCCGGGAUGCUUGCCCUUAGGAAUCAUCCCAUAUGGCGCAACCCUCUCUUCAAACAUCUGUUAACCAGCCCUGAGGGAAGAGAAAGUCUAGCUCUGACGAGGAAGCUGACAAGCCAUGAGGCUGCCAUUGAUAUCGAUUCGCCAAAGGGCCUGUUUCUCUCGGGGGAGGUUGGCACGGGGAAAUCCAUGCUGCUGGACCUGCUGGCCGAGGGCCUGCCCACAGAGCGGAAGAAGCGAUGGCAUUUCAAUACUUUCAUGCUAUAUGUGUUCUCGCGCCUUGAGACUUUUCGGAAAGCUAAUCCUGGAACAGCCACAGAUGGAGAUUCAGAGCAUUCCUUGUUAUGGAUGGCCAAGACUUUGGUUGAGGAAUCUCCCAUUCUGUUUCUCGAUGAGUUCCAGCUACCUGAUCGAGCAGCAAGCAAGCUCCUCAGUCACCUCUUUAUUGCAUUCUUCCAACUUGGUGGUGUUCUCAUUGCAUCCUCCAACAGAAUGCCUGAAGAGCUUCAGAAAGCCAUCGGAGUGGAUUACACCCCCACGCCUUCACAAGGGCUGAUACGGAAGAUCUUUGGUCUUGGUUCAGCGGGAAAGGGGGGAUUAUAUGGCGCCAGUAGUGACUUUGCCAACUUCCUCGAGGUGUUGAAGGCAAGGUGCGAUUUCUGGCAGAUGGAGGGGGCUCAAGACUGGCGACGAAAAGAAGAGGUCACCGAGAAGGCAACAGUUGCACCCAGCAGUGGUGUCACCUCCGAGGCUCUAUACACAUCUAAGGAAGAACCUCCAGAAGAGGAGAGUGCCCAGCGAAAGAAACCCUAUCAUUAUCAUUUAACAGAGGACAAUGAGGCGGCAUGGAAACAACGAAUCCAAGAAGCUGUCGGCUUAUCCGGAUCUACACCGAUUCCGUGGUCGGUCUCGUCUCUAGUUGUCUACGGCCGCAAGGUGCAAACACCGCAACACUACAAAGGCUUUGUGUUUUGGGAAUUCGACAGCCUAGUCGAAUCAUUCGGCCCGGCCGAUUAUAUCACAAUGGCAUCCACGUAUCACACAUUCGUCAUAGACAACGUCCCUAUCCUGACGAUAAGCAAGAAAAACGAAGCAAGGCGCUUCAUUACCCUCCUGGACGCGCUAUACGAGGCCAGGUGCAAGCUCAUACUGCGAGCUAGGAACCCUCCCGAUGACCUCUUCUUCCCUGAGCGACGUCGACGAUCCGCAGGCGCUACCGGCCAGGAGAAUGCCGUAGACGAGGACGACGACGCCACGUAUUCGGAGACUGUUGCAGAGGUAUAUCAAGACCAGGUCUCUCCCUUUCGACCAAACGUGGCAUACUACGAUACACAAUCGUCAACGGCCAAAUAUAACCCGGACCAAGACUCCGACUUUGGUCUUCAAUCCAAACCAAUCAACUUCACCAACACAACGGCUUUCACUGGAGAGGAUGAGCGGUUCGCGUACAAGCGAGCCAUCUCGCGACUCUGGGAGCUGUGCAGCUCCCAGUGGCAUUCAAGGACCGGAGACUGGUGGCAACCUCUGCCCAUAGAAGCCAGACACUGGGAGGGCGGGCAACCUUCGCAGCCCCAGAAAGUCACCAUAUCCCCUCGCACACCCAAUGCCGGCGAAGGAAUGGGCCAGAGCGUGGAAACAGACGAGGUGGCAGGCCUCUCAAAAUGGAGGGUAGAGCAGCUCCAAAACCAACAUCGAGAGUAG